AAGGGACACACCUAAAUACCUGUGGAGUGAAGGAAAAAAGAUACAUCUUCAUUUGCCAAGACGGGCCAUUCUGACGCAGGCGCGUGUGUCGUCUGCCAAGUACCUUAUUUUGCCUUUCAGACAGCCUGCCUUCGCCCAAACCAGCACUUAAUCUGCGUUUCCUGGUUUCUCCCUCUAUUACCCCUUUGGCGACGACGCUAUUAUUUCUCGCAACCUUUUCUUUUCCUUUCUCUCUUCCCUCCUUCCAGUUGAUACAUCACGUCGAACCUCACUCACGACUGUUUUCGCAUCAUCGACAGGCGCCACGGCCGCCACGACCACAAACAGACUUACGACGAUGUUGUUUUCUACACUUGGGCGCGCUGCCCUUGCUGCAGCCGCGUUUGCGACAUGUUCGUUUGCACAAAGCUCAAAAGACGAUGAUCUCGGCCAAUCGACCUUUGUCGCCCCGGAAAACAAUGUCGCCUUUGGCUUCACCGUCCCCGAAAACAGCGGCGAGGACAUCUUCUUCACGAUGCGGGCCCCCAUCGACCGCACAUGGGCCGCCAUUGGCAUCGGCCAGGAUCAAAUGGCCGGUAGCUUGAUCUUCAUGAUCUAUCGCGACGAAACGGGCAACAACGUCACCUUCUCACCUCGCAUAGCUUAUGGAAACUACGAGCCGACAUACUACAACAAUAUGCAGUGGGACGUUCUUGCCGGGACGGGUGUGUUCAACAAUUCCAUGUACUUCAGUGCGCGAUGCACUGCCCACUGCAGGAGCUGGGUGGGAGGAUGGAUCGAUGUCUCAAACGAGAACCAAAAGGCCAUCUAUGCUGUUGGGCCCAAAGGAAGCUUCUUCUCGAAUAAGCAGGACACGUCUGUCAAGUUCCACGAGGAGUUUGGCCGCUUCACACUCAACAUGAAGCGCACAGUUGGCCCCGGCGACGCGCCCGUGCUCAAGGACAGUUCCGUCAAUGAGGGCACCACGCAAGUCUCCGCCAACGAUGGCCGGAGAGACUACAAGUCCAUCUUCCAUGCGGUUCUGAUGGUGGGCUCCUUGGUCUUCCUCAUUCCUUUCGGCGCCAUCCUCCUUCGCUUUGGAAACAUGGUUAGGUGGCACGCCCUCAACCAAGGUGUUGCUCUGGUUAUCGUUCUCAUUGGUUUCGUGCUCGGUGUUCUGACCAGCUUCUGGUACUCACGUUCUCGUGGUUUCAAGUCAGCACAUCAGAUCAUCGGCUUCAUCGUGGUUGGCUUCCUCUUGGGUCAAUUCGCCAUUGGCUUUCUGCAUCACCAAAAAUACAAGAAGACGCAGCGGGACACGCCAUACAAGGUUGUUCACCAAUGGCUCGGUCGCAUCACGAUUGCUCUUGGCACCUUCAACGCAUUCUUGGGCUUCUCAUUUGCCUUGAACCGCCGAUUCAAUUACUUCCUCGCUGCAUUCAUCAUCCUCAUGCUUCUGGUCUCUCUGUUCUUCACCUUCGGAGGCAAGUGGGUCCGCGGCCGGCUGCCCGCUAAGUUCGGCAACCAAGCAACGGGCGGGUACAACCCGGAACCUUGGAGACAAGCACCUCCGCAAGGCGGUUACGCAUACACCGGUGCCGCUCCUCCUGCCUACCAACCGCCUUCUCAUCAGAACCAAAGUGUCGGUCUGACAAGCAUGGUGGCGGAUCCCACGCAGCCGACGAAAGAGAGGAGCGGUAGCCGCGAUUACCGGAACAACGACUUGGGUUCUGCGCACCAACCGCGCGAGAUGGUGUAAACCAUUAGCUCGGUAUCACUCCGACUUUGUUAUCAACAUUGUCUGCAUUUUUGGCGUUGCGCGGGAUGGGGAAACGAAAGUGAAUGGAAAAUGAAUGCUGGGUAGCAAUCCUUGCGGAUGGCCCUCCGCUUCAAUGCUAUGAUUUAGCUGUAUAUUUAAUGUAUUUCACACAUCGAGUUUCAUACCAAAAGAUGCAUGAUUCGAUGAACGAUCGCUUUCUUGUCCCAAAGAUAUUGAAAUGGCCAACAAGAGUAGCUUUGCACUAAAACUGCGGUUGCUAGUCGUAGUGCUGAGCGAGACCGGACGGCG
Molecule: messenger RNA, 2047 nt
Organism: Colletotrichum acutatum
Lineage: Eukaryota; Fungi; Ascomycota; Sordariomycetes; Glomerellales; Glomerellaceae
Exons: 4
Coding region: 338-1738 (466 amino acids)
Source: RefSeq, a predicted model, not a curated record